Amblyraja radiata (thorny skate) is the source of this 4082-nucleotide messenger RNA. It is a transcript of the gene mios, whose product is annotated as missing oocyte, meiosis regulator, homolog (Drosophila). Gene Ontology annotation, molecular function: protein binding. The coding region runs from base 203 to 2833 and encodes 876 amino acids. Gene Ontology annotation, biological process: positive regulation of TORC1 signaling; cellular response to amino acid starvation. The transcript is spliced from 11 exons. The record is from RefSeq and is a predicted model, not a curated record. NCBI's taxonomy places the organism in Eukaryota, Metazoa, Chordata, Chondrichthyes, Rajiformes, Rajidae. Gene Ontology annotation, cellular component: cytoplasm.
GCCACAGGCGCGCGGGUGAGGGCGCGCAUGCGCGGCAGUGCCAACGGUGUUCCCGGUUGUUCCGGCCGAAGCCGUUAUUGACGCUCGAGCUGCCAGUUUUGCAACGAUACAUUGAAGAAUAUGUCUUUGUCUCUUCAAGCCAACUAUAAACUGAAGCGCUGAAGUAUUUGGAAUGAAUCGUCUUGAAAUCUAGUGGGGGAAAAUGAGUGGUUCAAAACCUGAUAUUCUGUGGGCUCCACAUCAUGUGGACAGAUUUGUUGUUUGUGACUCAGAACUUUGUCUUUAUCGGACUGAAUCAGUUGGAAAUUUCGAAGUUAAGGCUGGUUCUUUGAGGCUAUCAGAGGACACCACAGCCACGUUGCUCGCAAUUAACUCUGACACGCCUUAUAUGAAAUGUGUGGCUUGGUAUCCUAAAUAUGAUCCUGAAUGUCUACUUGCUGUUGGACAAGCCAAUGGGCGAGUUGUGCUUACUAGCCUUGGUCAAGAUCGCAAUUCUAAAUUCAGAGAUUUGAUAGGAAAAGAAUUUGUUCCUAAGCAUGCUCGUCAGUGUAAUACACUAGCUUGGAAUCCUGUGGACAGCAACUGGCUUGCCGCUGGACUGGAUAAACACAGGGCAGAUUUCUCUGUACUCAUCUGGGAUAUCAGCAGCAAAUACACACCAGAAAUUGCUGUACCAGCAGAGAAAGUUCGACUUUCUGCUGGUGAUACAGAUGCUGGACUUGUUGUGACAAAGCCAUUGUAUGAACUAGGCCAGAAUGAUGCAAGUCUUUCCCUUUGCUGGCUCCCAAGAGAUCAAAAGCUGCUUUUGGCAGGUAUGCACCGCAAUCUUGCAAUCUUUGAUUUGAGAAACACCAGCCAAAAGAUGUUCGUCAAUACAAAAGCUGUUCAAGGUGUAACAGUUGACCCUCACUUCCAUGACCGCGUGGCAUCUUUCUUUGAAGGACAGGUGGCAAUCUGGGACCUGCGGAAGUUUGAAAAGCCAGUGCUGACAUUGACUGAACAACCCAAACCACUAACAAAAGUAGCUUGGUGUCCAACCAGAACUGGUUUGCUGGCCACAUUGACUAGAGAUACUAAUAUCAUUCGUCUGUAUGACAUGCAACAUACGCCAACGCCCAUUGGGGAUGAAACUGAGCCUACCAUAAUAGAAAGGAGUGUUCAGCCCUGUGAAAACUGCAUUGCCUCAUUUGCAUGGCAUCCAACAAAUCAGAACCGCAUGGUUGUUGUGACGUCGAACAGGCUGAUGUCAGAUUUCACUGUCUUUGAACGAAUAUCGUUGGCGUGGAAUCCAACUACUACUUUGAUGUGGGCAUGUGGCAGACACUUGUAUAACUGCAGUGAAGAGGGAGAAAGUAGUUCUGGCGAGAAGGAUGUUGCCACAAAAAUGAGACAGCGUGCACUGUCAAGAUAUGGUCUUGAUAUGGAGCAAGUGUGGAGAAAUCAUUUGUUGGCCGGAGAUGAUGACCCUCAGCUAAAAUCAUUAUGGUAUACUCUGCAUUUCAUGAAACAAUAUGCUGAAGAUGCAGAACAGAAAUCAUCUGUGAACAAAGUGCCUCUUGUGUACUCUGGCAUUAAAACUAUUUUAAAAUCAAGUGCAGAGAGAAAAACAGAGAGUUAUAAACACAGCUGGCUUGGAUCCGAUCGGCAGACAGGUGUUAUCAGAUACCAGAGUGAGGAACGAUGUUUGGCUCUGCAACUUUGUGGCUGGAUUCAGAAGGGUCCAGAUAUUGAUGUAGAUCCUUUCCUGAACUCAUUGGAACAAGGAGAAGAAUGGGAACGAGCUGCUGCUGUUGCACUUUUUAACCUUGACAUCCGAAGAGCAAUAGAGAUUCUUAAUAAGGGAGCUGCUUUAGUGAAAGGAGAUUUGAACCUGAACGUUGUAGCAAUGGCAUUGUCUGGUUACACCGAUGAAAAGGAUUCUUUGUGGCGAGAAAUGUGUAGUACUCUAAGAUUGCAGCUAAAUAAUCCUUAUCUCUGUGUCAUGUUUGCCUUUCUGACGAGUGAACCAGGAUCAUAUGAUGGUGUACUGUAUGAGAGCAGCGUUGCCGUGCGUGACAGAGUGGCCUUUGCCAAUAUGUUUCUAAAUGACACCCAGAUUCUUCGGUAUAUUGAUAAACUAACCAAUGAAAUGAAAGAAGCUGGAAACCUAGAGGGAAUUCUAUUAACAGGCUUGACGAAAGAUGGCAUUGACCUCAUGGAGAGUUAUGUCGAUCGGACUGGUGAUGUACAGACAGCAAGUUUCUGUAUGUUGCAGGGCUCACCCGGUGAUGUUGUGAAGGAUCCUAGGGUCCAGUAUUGGAUUGAGAAUUACAGGAACCUACUUGAUGCUUGGAGAUUCUGGCAUAAGAGGGCUGAAUUUGACAUUCACAGGAGUAAAUUGGACCCGUUUUCAAAACCUCUUGCACAGGUGUUUGUGAGCUGUAACUUCUGUGGAAAAUCCAUAUCAUACAGCUGUUCUGCCAUGCCGCAUCAGGGAAGAAGCUUCAGCCAGUAUGGUGUUAGUGGUUCUCCUACCAAAUCAAAGGUUACAAGCUGCCCAGGAUGUCGUAAACCUCUUCCACGUUGUGCACUCUGUCUUAUCAAUAUGGGAACACCAGUUUCGAGUUGUUUAGGAACGGGAAAGUCCGAUGAAAAGGUUGAUCUCAGCAAAGACAAAAAACUGGCUCAGUUCAAUAACUGGUUUACUUGGUGCCAAAAUUGUCGUCAUGGAGGCCAUGCUGGUCAUAUGCUCAGUUGGUUCAGAGAUCACCAUGAAUGUCCAGUGUCUGCAUGCGCCUGCAAGUGCAUGCAAUUGGAUACAACAGGAAACUUAAUCCCAGCAGAAAUAUCAUAGAGCUAAAAAAGACAUCCAUCUAUGACCGCUUCAUGUCUUUCAAGAUCUGUGUAUACAGUCACCAAGCUGCCAUAGUUAGAGAUAUUGGAGGAAAAAAUAAACUGUUCCAUCAAUUUGGCAGUUCUGGAAUCUGAAUGACUGUGCACAGAAUUUUUUGGGAUUCUAAGCAGAGAAUAAUCCUGAAUAGUCCACAAACUUGCCACUAAAAAUGAACCAACAUGUAGAUAAGCUAUGUUGCGUUACAUGUUCGUACUAAAAAUGCAUGGAAUCAUGUCCGAAUCAUAUUAGAUUUUUUUUUCCAAUCCCAGGACAUUAGAAUUGAUGUACAAAUAGGAAAAUUGAAAUAACAUGGAAUUAAGCAAAAUCAGAAUGGGUUCGUAUUCCAUUUGAUUUCUUGAGAAUUCCACAAUAACCCGGAGGUACAGUACACAGAAUAUGUGCACUUCAAGUGAUUCUGUCAUUACAGGUAUUAACCAUUUCCUGUGUGGGAUAUUGUAAGGAAUGUGGCAUGCUCUUCAUAAAACUUGAUCAUGCAUCUUUCCAUGCAAAUAUAAAUAAGGAAUUGAUCUGAUACUGAAGCAAUAACUAAUUAGGUAACUGGUAAUAAGGUGAAAUUAAAUUUGAGUACGUGAUAUCUAAUGUGGCCUUUAUUAGUGAAAACUAUAUAAUUGUGCAAAGUAUAUUGUGUUAAUUUAAAAGUAAUUGUACAAAAUGCAAUACCCACAAUUUAAGAAAAAUUGCAUUUACCAUUGUGGUAGUGCUGCUGAUAUAUUGUGUUCAUCCCUCCCUAAAGCCAAAGGUGUUAUAUUUUAAUUUGUUUUACAGAUUUGUAAAUAAAGUGUAACCAUUUGUAUCAGGAGUGUUUUCAACAAUGCAUGUGCACGACUCUCAAUGAAAUAGGCACCCGAGUGUCAAUGGGGGUGUGUGGAAGUUGAAAAAGAAAGUAAAUAUUUUGAAAAGGACUCCUGCCAAACCUCUAAUGCAGUUGUGUUGACAAGUAAAUAACCUACUAAAUUUAACUGAAGGUAAUUAAACAGAUAGAAAUUCUGAAAAACAUGGACUACUAUUCCAUCAAUGAAGGAAUAAAAGUCAUGCCAAACAUGUCUUGAACCUGAAGAAUAAUGCAUUUUCAUAAUUGAUAUCCCAUGAAUGACAAAGCUUUAAUCUUACAACAUGGAGAUGAAGUGCUAAUGCAGCACAACUGUAGUUUAAGGUACUAAAUUAUUAAAAGCCAAUGCAAUUAAAGAAA